GCAAGGCAAUUUGUAUACAAUUUUGUAUAGUAAUCGUCUCACCCUCAGCAAGCUUGAACAUAUAGUCUUAUCCUAGUCACGUGAUGGAUCAUGAGGAUCUAGGAAAUCGUAUUCUAGAUCCACUAGAUCCUUAUAAUCCAAUCGAUACAAAGAUCUAUAUAAUUAGGAAAGGAUUCUUUUUGUAAAGCUUUGUAUUCAAGAUUAAUCAUUUAGUAUAUCUUAUUAUUAGUUACGAAUUGUAAUUAUUGAUAUUAUUUUAAAGCCUCUACUUGACGUCUAGUUAUAAACCAUUCGAGGAUCCAAGCCACUUCCACGUGAUCUAGAUCGCAUCCCUCGUAACAGCUACGCGUACAGCAAGGUUUUGGUAUCGGCAAGCCGACAAUAAUUGACUUUGUUUAUUUAGUUCUUAUAUUAUAUAUCACAAACACUAAAACUAAAUAAUUACAAUUUAAUUAUCAAAUUUAAUAUUAUUUAUAUUGAUAUUUUAUUAUAUAUUAUUUUUCAAUUUGAAUAAAAACACUAUUUUAUAAUUAAUAAACUUUUUUAAUUUCUUGUUUUUUAAAGUGUCUUUUAUUGAAUUGACUUUUUAAUUGUUAAGUGAUUAGAUAAGCACGGCAAUCAUGAGCAACGCUUCCGAACGCAAUAUACACCAACCUCUGCAACUCAAAAAUUUUCACAGAUCAAUGCUCUCUUCAAACAGUCCAGCUUCUUACAGAGGCUUUCAUCAGCAGGUGGCAGUUGAAGAAGACCUAAGGCAUCAUAAUCAUCGUCAAAAUUCACCACAAAUGCACACACAAAACUCUCCACAGCCAAAUUCUGAGCAGCAGCAGUUUGAGCAGAACGCACAACACGUGCAAAUGCGACCAAGCCAACGACCACUGCUAUCCCCAACCCUUAAAUAUUCAUAUGGAAAUCAAUUCCCGUCUCAUACGGAGAACGAUAAUAGAAGUUCUACACCACAACCCUCAGGCUUUCUUCAGAAUGGGAGUGCAUCGAGACCGCAACGUUCUGCUUCGGGCCCAUCAAAUAUGAGUUAUUCCUUGCAAACUUUCUAUGGCCAACAUGGAGAGGAGUUAUCGCCACAUGAAGUUGAUGGAAAUGUCAGUCAGGUGGUUAUCAGAUCUCCAACUGCACGUCGUCGUGGACGCCCACCGAAGAAUCUUUCAGGCAUUUCAUCUCACAAACCUGAAAAACCGGCGAUACCAAGAAAACGUGGCAGACCCCCUAAAGAUUAUACGGCGCCAGUUAGCAUCGCAGACUCGGAGCCAUUGACGGCAAAAUGUCAGAAGCCCGCAAACAGCAAGAAGCCCAAUUCCCAAUCAGAUGACAACCCACCAAAGAGACGAGGCCGCCCCCCUAAGCGGCCUUCUCCGGAAGUAGAAAUACCGCUUCCUAACCCACCUUUUCAAAUUUAUGGUUGCGAAUGGGACAAGUGUCCUGCUAAAUUACACAAUUUGGAUACUUUGAGAAUGCAUCUUUCCAAAGUUCAUGGCAAGAGGGAGGAUGACAUGUUUAAUUGUCUGUGGAAAGGUUGCACCAAGGUACAAACUCCCAACGACGGAUCUAUGUUGUCAUCAGAAUCAACAAAUACCACAAAAUAUAGAUUCGAAAAUGAAAAUGAUUGGAAAAGACACGUCGAGAAAAAGCACGUCAUCCGUUUUGCUUGGCACAUGGGAGAUGGACCUAGAAAUUCAUUAGGUACUACACAUUAUUUUGAUAUCAAUGCCAUAUAUAAUGGCUGCCCAGCUCUACGCAAAUUUGAAAUGUUUUACUGACAUUCUUGUCUUAGAUGGUCCCCAGAAACAUAAUGCAUCGGCUCUUCCGGCAUAUCUGUUUGAUAAAAACGGCGUUCAGGUCACCCCCUCAGUUAAAGAUCAGCAAAUCGAAUAUGGAGACCCCAAGGAGACUAGUGCCCAAAGAUUCAAGAGAACUAUCAGUGGUCUCGAUUUUGUUUUGAAUCCUAUCUAUAACUCGAAUUAUGCGACUCCAAUUCAAAGCGUAGCAAAGGAUGGUGGAGAAAACGACGAGGUCCAUAGCAGUAAUGAAGGUAAAGAUGAUGGAAACGAUACGAACAUGGAGGACAUUGAGGACAUUGAUGCGGACUUUUGAAAAUUUGGAGAAGUCACCAAAGCUGCUUGCGGUCAUCCGAGUAUUUCAUUCUCAGUUGUUACGAUAUCAGCGAGCAUCUAGAAGAUUGAAGCUCAUUGAUUAUCUGGAAAUCAAUGCAGGUUUUGGGACCGCGCUUACUCGUUUUAUUAAUGUGAGCUAGGGCAGCUCUUUCGCUUUGCACAAACAUUUUGAAAGGGUCUUGGAACUAUUACAUAGCAUGAUUAUUCAAAGGGACAAAUUCCUAUUUUCUUCAACAUGUACUGAACGGCAAAACUUCGGCACAUCCCGCUGCUUGCCUUUUUGGUGAUAUUUUCCACCACAGCACGGAACAUCAAUGAAUACAAUGUUAGUGAGGAGUAAACCGCAGUAGUAGUGUCGGUGAUAAUUCUGCUUUAUUUUCUCAUUAUACGUAUACUUCUCUCCAUCUUACCCUUUGUUCGUCGAGCUCCAAUUCAUCCAAAGACCUUCACAAUGUAUUCCGCAAAGAGAAUCUCAAGCGAGAUUCUUUGUGUUGAAAUUGAUGAAAUCGUUUCUUCUGAUUAACUAUUGCAUUUAUCUUU
Molecule: messenger RNA, 2669 nt
Organism: Sclerotinia trifoliorum
Lineage: Eukaryota; Fungi; Ascomycota; Leotiomycetes; Helotiales; Sclerotiniaceae
Source: the annotation of a GenBank genome assembly